Molecule: messenger RNA, 3662 nt
Organism: Salmo salar (Atlantic salmon)
Lineage: Eukaryota; Metazoa; Chordata; Actinopteri; Salmoniformes; Salmonidae
Source: RefSeq, a predicted model, not a curated record
AGCAGAUAGCUACUAGCUAGCUUAGCUAGUUAACUAGCUAUCGUGUUUACUAGUUAAAGGGGGUGCGACGAGCAAGUCUCUGCCAAGUUCGCACGUCGGGCAGGCUAUCUUUCAGUGACAAACAUGUUGUCUUAUUUACUUGUUCGUAUAGCUACUCAACUAGCUGCGAAUGCUUGUUUGUUUUACACGUUGUCGCAGGUCAUACAUGGUUGUGCUUGCUUCAACAUGAGGUAGCAGAUUCGUAAAGUUUUUUGUUGUUGUUGUUGAGUCUGUGUCCUGCCUUAGCUAUUUGUUUGCAUAUUGAGGUGGUUUAUUAUAGCUAAACACAUUCUAACCUUGUUCAUCAUGUGCGUUCAAGAUAACUGGGAACUCGCAAAAUACGAGGUCAAAUCAUGACGUCAGUGCUCUAGAAAGAUGACCGCUCCAAAACCAUUAAUCCCAUUUUGAGGAGGUUUAUUCCGAGUUCCCAGUUGUUUGGAACGUGGCUUCGGUCAUCAUGGGCUCACCGUUUUUAUAUAUUUUUAUUUUAUUUAUUCAAAAUACAGAUCAACAAUUUUACAUCAUACAAAACAACGCAGGUAUUAACGAGAAAAUACUGAAACAAACAAAAAUAAGAUAAACAACUCUAGUGCAAUUGUUGAACGUUCAGACACAGCCGUGAGGUCAUUUGUGAUGUAGUUAGUGUUUUUUGCUUGAUAACUUGUAUGGGAAUAAACACUGUCAGUAACACAGGUGUGUUUCGCUUGUUGCUAGUUAGUUAGGAGGCUUGAAACAAAUGCACGAAGAGUGACGAGCACUUCUGUGUGAUGUUUCUGUGGAAGGCAGUGGAGGAGGUGACCAUCUUAUAACUGACCAAUUACACCUUGACCUCGCCAAGACAGACCAUGAAGAGAAGUCGGCAUCCAAGCAGCAGCGAAGAAGACUCUGAUAAUGGAAGUAACUCCACUUCCUGGUCCCAACAUUCUCAACCCAGGAGAACCAAUUGGAAGAAGCCCUCAGAAGUGUUCAGGACAGACUUCAUCACGGCCAUGAAGCUCCAUGACACAUACCAUCUGAACCCAGAGGAUUAUUACGUCCUGGUCGAUCCCUGGAGACAGGAGUGGGAGAAAGGAGUCCAGGUCCCUGUCAGCCCACACACCAUCCCCCAGCCUGUAGCCCGGGUGGUGGCUGAGCAGGGGAUGGAGGUGAUGUUCUCGACGCCUAAGAAGUGGAUCCGUUCGGGGUGUUCAGGGGCGCUGGGGUACGUGGACGUCCAGACCCUGGCCGAGGGGGCGUGUCGAUACGACCUCAACGACACUGACGUGGCCUGGCUGGAGCUCAUCAACCACCACUUCACUCUGAUGGGUAUGGUGCUGCUGGACGAGAUGACCAUGGAGCGAGCGAUGGAGGAGUUUGAGCGGCGUUGCUAUGACAGAAUGAGCCAUGCCAUGGCAACGGAGGAAGGGCUUGGCAUGGAGUACGACGAGGACGUCGUGUGCGAUGUCUGUCGGUCACCUGACAGCGAGGACAACAACGAGAUGGUGUUCUGCGACAAGUGCAACAUCUGUGUUCACCAGGCUUGUUAUGGGAUUCUGAAGGUGCCAAAGGGAAGCUGGCUGUGUCGGACCUGUGACCUCGGCAUCUUGCCAAAAUGCCAACUCUGCCCCAAGAAGGGCGGGGCCAUGAAACCCACCCGCAGCGGAACAAAGUGGGUCCACGUCAGCUGUGCUCUGUGGAUCCCCGAGGUGAGCAUUCGGAACCCAGAGAAGAUGGAGCCGAUCACCAACAUGUCCCACAUCCCCAGUAACAGAUGGGCUCUGACCUGCUGUCUCUGUAAAGACCAGACUGGAGCCUGUAUACAGUGUUCGGCUAAGAGCUGUCGGACAGCGUUCCAUGUGAGCUGUGCCUUACAGAGCAGCCUGGAGAUGAACACCAUCCUGACAGAGCAGGAUGAGGUCAAGUUCAAAUCCUUUUGCCCCAAACACUCCGGUCUGAAGGGAGGCCAGGACGGAGAGGGGGAGGAGGGGGCCAGAGACAAGAAGUGGCGGAAGAGUGACAGAGUCAGAGGUGAUGAAGGGCCACCCCUCGUCCCAGCCCCCCAGGAGGAGAGCAGGGUGAACCAGCAGGCGGUGAACCUGCGUCAGAUCAAACUGCAGCAGCUGGAGGAGGAGUUCUACCAGUUUGUUGACGUUAAGGAGGUAGCCAAUCACCUGCAGUUGCCCCCGGAAACGGUAGACUUCCUGUAUCAGUAUUGGAAGCUGAAGCGCCGAGCCAAUCACAGCCAGCCGUUGCUGACCCCCCAGAAAGAGGAAGAGGAGAGUCUGGCUAGGAGAGAGCAUGAUGUCCUCCUCCACCGCUUACAGCUGUUCACUCACCUCCGCCAGGAUCUGGAGAGGGUGCGUAACCUGACCUACAUGGUGUCUCGGAGGGAGAAGAUAAAGAGGACUCUGUGGAGGAUCCAGGAACAGAUCUUCACUCAUCAGGCCGAGCUGCUGGACCAUGAGAUCAUCAACGGGUGUCUGAACGACAGCGCGCGUCUCAGUGUGGUUUCAGCUCCAGUGGCGGUGUUGGGGUACAGCGGUCUGAAGACCCAGAGGAGAGACCGGAGAGGAGGCCUGCAUCUACUACACAGUCUGACUGACGGGGGCAGUAGACACGUCAGAGGACAGACGGACAACAACUCCAGAGGACAGACGGACAACAACUCCAGAGGACAGACAGACAACAACUCCAGCAAACUGAAGACAGAAAGUAGAGAGAGCAGCAGACCCAGAAUAGAGGGUAGUAGGAGCCUGAGGAAGGAGGCCCCAGAACCUGAGCAGCAGAAGAGCAGCAGGAGGAAGAGAGGAGAGGACCAGGGAUCGGAGGAGAGGACCGAGGACCAGGAAACAGAGAGGAGAAAGAGGAGAAGAGAGGAGGAUCAGGGAAGGGUGGAGAGAGGAGGAGGAGGAGGAGGAGAGGAGAGGUGGACCAUGGAACAGAGAGGAGGAGAGGACUCAAGGAAACCUCUCCAAUCAAAGCCAAAACCAGACUGGGGUCAAAGGCUGGUGAGAAACUAGCCAGUAGGGUCAGUGAUAUGACUGAUGCUAAACCAGCCAAUAGAAUGAGUGAAGCUAGGGUUAGGUUAACUAGGAUCAAGGUUCAUAAUGUGACUGAGGCUAGGGUCAGGUUAACGAGGGUCAGGGUUAGCGAUCACGUGACUGAAGUGAAGGAGAGGAAAGUGAGGCUCAGCGGAACAGACAGCCAAUCAGACCCCAGAGACACCGCUGUAUCCAUGACAACCAAACACAACGGCUGGCCGGCCAGUAGCCAUCUUAAGAACUGGGGUAAGUUCAGAAUCCCCAAGAGGAGCGAGAGGCCAAAGGAGGAGCCAUCGAACUCCACACAGCGCAGGCCACGACUCCGUACGGAGAGCGAUGGGUACUCCUCUGAAACUCCGCCCAGUGGGCUGGACAUGAAGGCCUGUCUGAAGAGAUGCCACGCCCACCAGCUGAGGGGCGGGGCCUAUGGCUCUGACAUCAUCCACCAAGGGGUUUUAGCCUCCUGAUGACAUGCACAUAGCUAACGAAGCUAGCCCGAAGCUGAGGCUUUUUUAUAAUCAAAUCACAACUGAUAUUAUUUAUUAUCAUUUGUUAAGGUUGUAUAUAUUUUCAAUUAUGUUAUCAAUAAAAAAGUUAAGAUUA